AUGGGAGUGUGUGGAGUACAUGUGAUCAGAGACAUCUCUCCACAGGCUGAAGUUACAGACCACCUGACACAACCACAGUUUGGCACUUUACAGCCGCCCCCCCAGAGAGUUCCAGAGGUGAGGGAGGAGAGAGUUCCAGAGGUGAGGAGGGAGAGAGUUCCAGAGGUGAGGGAGGAGAGAGUUCCAGAGGUGAGGGAGGAGAGAGUUCCAGAGGUGAGGGAGGAGAGAGUUCCAGAGGUGAGGGGGGAGAGAGCUCCAGAGGUGAGGGAGGAGAGAGUUCCAGAGGUGAGGGAGGAGAGAGUUCCAGAGGUGAGGAGGGAGAGAGUUCCAGAGGUGAGGGAGGAGAGAGUUCCAGAGGUGAGGGAGGAGAGAGUUCCAGAGGUGAGGGGGGAGAGAGUUCCAGAGGUGAGGGAGGAGAGAGUUCCAGAGGUGAGGAGGGAGAGAGUUCCAGAGGUGAGGGAGGAGAGAGUUCCAGAGGUGAGGGAGGAGAGAGUUCCAGAGGUGAGGGAGGAGAGAGUUCCAGAGGUGAGGAGGGAGAGAGUUCCAGAGGUGAGGGAGGAGAGAGUUCCAGAGGUGAGGGAGGAGAGAGUUCCAGAGGUGAGGGAGGAGAGAGUUCCAGAGGUGAGGGGGGAGAGAGCUCCAGAGGUGAGACAGGAGAGAGUUCCAGAGGUGAGGGAGGAGAGAGUUCCAGAGGUGAGGAGGGAGAGAGUUCCAGAGGUGAGGGAGGAGAGAGUUCCAGAGGUGAGGGAGGAGAGAGUUCCAGAGGUGAGGGAGGAGAGAGUUCCAGAGGUGAGGAGGGAGAGAGUUCCAGAGGUGAGGGGGGAGAGAGUUCCAGAGGUGAGGGGGGAGAGAGUUCCAGAGGUGAGGGGGGAGAGAGUUCCAGAGGUGAGGGGGGAGAGAGUUCCAGAGGUGAGGGGGGAGAGAGUUCCAGAGGUGAGGGAGGAGAGAGUUCCAGAGGUGAGGGGGGAGAGAGUUCCAGAGGUGAGGGGGGAGAGAGUUCCAGAGGUGAGGGGGGAGAGAGCUCCAGAGGUGAGGGAGGAGAGAGUUCCAGAGGUGAGGGAGGAGAGAGUUCCAGAGGUGAGGAGGGAGAGAGUUCCAGAGGUGAGGGAGGAGAGAGUUCCAGAGUGUUUUUCUGACGGAGCUGAAGAAGAAGAUAUUCUCCUGAAUCUGACCAAACCACAGAGUAUUCUCCACGACACACUUGAUAACUGCAGUAAACUGUCCCCACACAGACACAUGUUUCUGUAA
Messenger RNA from Knipowitschia caucasica, 1248 nucleotides. The record is from the annotation of a GenBank genome assembly. Lineage: Eukaryota; Metazoa; Chordata; Actinopteri; Gobiiformes; Gobiidae.